UUUAUUUGUGGUGAUUGGUAAUUUUCUUGCAUCCUUUAUCAACUUUCUUAUUUAUUGUAGUUUAGAUUUGAUCAAUUGAACAAUUAUUGGUUGGAUAGCUGAGUGGUUAUAUUUGUUUAGGUAAUAAUGUACACUUAAUUUUAUGAUAAAUUAUAGAACCGCUAUCUUACCCAAUUACUUGUUUUGGUUUCAAUCGGGCGAGGGCGCGUAUCUAACUCAUCCAGACAGCUGUCCAGCAGUCCAAACGUAGUUUGGAUCUUACAGUUCUAAACAAAUAUUUUGGUCGAAUUCGCUUGGCUUUCGUUUCGUUGAUUCCAAUCAUCGUCUCUGGGAAUAUUUGGUCGUUCGCUUGCGAUGCCAAACAAUCGUCGAAGGAAAUUAAGUCCAAGGCUCGUGGAUGUUAAAAGAGAUGAACAAAAGGAUGGAUCCCCUCAAUCAAGGCAAGUGCCUUCUGAUGCUUCUAUGUGUCAUGGUUCAUAUUCUAAUAGGGACGAUUGUAAUUAUAGUGAAUCUAGUUGUGAUAUAAUGACAGAUGGCAUAGAAAACCUUGAUUUAGACGUGAAGCAAGCAAAAGGCGUAAGGCCUACGGCGUUUUUCAUAGGUCCAGAGUUACCAAAGGUUGAGUUAAGUUAUUUCGACGGACAACCAAGAGGUUACUGGAAGUUUUUAAGGGAGUUUGAGACCUAUGUGGAAUCAAGGGUCAAGGAUGAUGGUCAACGCUUGCUUUAUUUGAUACAUUAUUGUAAGGGUAAAGCGAAAACAGCCAUUGAGGGUUGUGUUAUGUUGGAAGCCUCUUUUGGUUACAAGAAGGCCAAAGAAAUUCUAAAACGGUUGUUCGGACAGGCACAUGUAAUCGCUCGGGAAACUUUAGAGGACUUAUUCAAGAUUACAAAUGUUGAUUACAGUGAUCCUGAGCAACUAACAAAUCUAGCUAUUAGGAUGGAAAAUUGUUCUAUGGUUUUGAAACAGAUGAAGUAUACUGCCGACUUAAAUUCUCUAAUUACCUUAGAGAGAAUAGUAGGACUCUUACCUCAAGUUAUGCAAGCCCAGUGGGCGGACUGGGUGGAUGAAUUGACUGAAGAUAAUAGAGAACCAACCUUUGACGAGCUUACUCAUCCCGCGCGAGAGUAG
This is a messenger RNA of Schistosoma guineensis, 1131 nucleotides long. NCBI's taxonomy places the organism in Eukaryota, Metazoa, Platyhelminthes, Trematoda, Strigeidida, Schistosomatidae. The record is from the annotation of a GenBank genome assembly.